CGAUAGUGGGGUCGCGACUUUUCGAACUUCAACGUUUCUCCCAUGUCUCACUCGCUAUUACUUAACGACAUCCAGCACAUGAAUGAUCUUUGUACAUAACCUACACAUCGACAGUCAUUACUCACAAGAGACGUCACCAAGAUAAGGAUCACACUUAAUUCAUCAAAACAACGAUAUCCUUUUCUUUGCGGCAGUCAUCCAGCCUCGUCAAAACACAACACACGUUAGACCUUCAACCUCGGCUGAAAGUACACAGAAGCUACAGUCACUUUCAUCAAGAGGCGUCUCAAGUCUUACUUCUGUGACUGAUUGUUUCCAUAACAACACCGAUCAUGACAGACACUACGCGCUGGAAAGCCACCGUCCACAUUCGCGGUCUUGCACCCGCCGUGACGACAGCCACCAUUCACGACGCCUUCAUUCCUUUUGGCGAGAUCGCCGAUAUCUCGCUGCCCAAGAAUGAGAAGCCCGACUCAACGGAUCCGCACAGGGGCUUCGCCUAUGUCGAGUACGAGGAUGAAGAAGACGCUAAAGAGGCCAUUGACAACAUGGACCAGUCCGAGCUGUUUGGCAGAGUAAUCAGGGUCUCGGCGGCAAAGAUCCCUAAGAGCGCGAAAGAAGGGUUGGGAUCCAAGACUGCCGUUUGGGAGCAGGAAGGAUGGCUGGCUGAGAAUGCCGUCAGUGAGGAGGAUCGUUUGGCUGCUACUGCGCCUGAUGACCCUAUGCAGGGCCUCGAGGGGCUAGAUGUGGCUGGACCGAAACCGCAAUAAAAUCGGUCAUUGCUUGGUCCGUCUUCAGCAAAUGGACUCUCCCCGGCAAGGGUCGGGGGGAGAGAAGCGAGUUUCUGUGUUGAUACCCGGAAAGAAAAGCAUUGCAUGGCUAGGGCGUUAAAUGGCAUCAUUGGGACUUGGGUGUAUUUUUGGAAAGUGUAUCACAUUCUGUUGGUUCUUUUUUACCAUUAGACAUCAAAAUCGACAAGGUCACUCGGACACCACUUCGGGAGCCCUCACUUGGACAGAAAUGACAGCCAUCAUCACCCG
This is a messenger RNA of Neurospora crassa OR74A, 1040 nucleotides long. RefSeq names its product peptidyl prolyl cis-trans isomerase Cyclophilin. The record is from RefSeq and is a predicted model, not a curated record. The coding region runs from base 333 to 770 and encodes 145 amino acids. The transcript is spliced from 2 exons. Gene Ontology annotation, molecular function: RNA binding. Lineage: Eukaryota; Fungi; Ascomycota; Sordariomycetes; Sordariales; Sordariaceae.